GUUCUCAUGUAUAAAGCCUGUUUUGAAAAUUACAGGGAGAUAUUCAGAUUUUAAAAAGCCUUAACUCCAUUAUCUAUGACAGUAUCAAAACCUGAUCAUUAAUUAAAAUCAAAUGGGCUAUUUGCCAUCAGUGACACACCUACUUUUUGGACGCUACACAGGUUGGAGAGUGAAACUAAGAUGGAAUGGUGUGAAUGUAGAAGGAGCAACGCACAAGCAGGUGGUGGACCUUAUUCGAGCAGGAGAGAAGGAAUUAAUACUGACAGUGUUAUCCGUUCCUCCCCAUGAAGCUGAUAACCUAGAUCCCAGCGAUGACUCUUUGGGGCAAUCAUUCUAUGACUACACGGAAAAGCAAGCUGUGCCCAUCUCCAUUCCCACAUACAAACAUGUGGAGCAGAACGGCGAGAAGUUUGUGGUUUACAACGUUUACAUGGCAGGCAGGCAGCUGUGUUCAAAGAGGUACCGGGAGUUCGCCAUCCUCCACCAGAACCUGAAGCGGGAGUUUGCCAAUUUCACCUUUCCACGCCUGCCGGGAAAAUGGCCUUUCUCUUUAUCAGAGCAGCAGUUGGAUGCCAGGCGCCGAGGGCUGGAGGAGUACCUAGAGAAAGUAUGUUCGAUACGAGUCAUUGGGGAGAGCGACAUCAUGCAGGAGUUCUUAUCGGAAUCAGACGAGAAUUACAAUGGUGUGUCAGAUGUGGAACUGAGAGUAGCACUACCGGACACUACUACAGUGACAGUCAGGGUAAAAAAGAAUAGCACCACAGACCAGGUGUAUCAGGCUGUGGCUGCUAAAGUAGGAAUGGACAGCACUACAGCAAACUACUUUGCCUUGUUUGAAGUGAUCAAUCACUCCUUUGUGCGUAAACUGGCGCCCAAUGAAUUCCCGCACAAGCUCUACGUACAGAACUACACUUCGGCUGUGCCGGGGACGUGUCUGACUAUCAGGAAAUGGCUCUUCACUACAGAAGAGGAAGCCCUUCUGAACGACAAUGACCUUGCCGUUACCUACUUCUUCCACCAGGCUGUAGAUGAUGUGAAGAAAGGUUGCAUCAAAGCCGAGGAAAAGUCCUACCAGUUGCAGAAGCUGUCUGAGCAGAGAAAGAUGGUCAUGUAUUUAAACAUGUUGCGGACAUGUGAGGGUUACAAUGAGAUCAUCUUCCCCCACUGCUCCUGCGACUCUCGGCGGAAGGGCCAUGUAAUCACAGCCAUCAGCAUCAAGCACUUUAAACUCCAUGCCUGCACAGAGGAGGGUCAGCUAGAGAACCAGGUAAUAGCAUUUGAGUGGGACGAGAUGCAGCGGUGGGACACAGACGAAGAGGGGAUGGCGUUCUGUUUUGAAUACGCACGAGGAGAGAAGAAACCUCGAUGGGUUAAAAUCUUCACGCCAUAUUUCAACUACAUGCACGAGUGCUUUGAGCGGGUGUUCUGUGAGCUCAAGUGGAGGAAGGAGGUGGAGGAGGAAGCAACAGACAAGGAUAACAAGAACAUCAGUAAAGACAAUAUGUGCAGCAAGGGGGUCGAUGGGAGUACUGGAGUCGAUGGGGGAGUGAUCAGCAGUCAAUUUAGCGCAUCCUUACUAGACCCACUAAAUCAACCCCCAGGUGAUCAAUCUCCGCAACAUUGAUCUCCCGAAUAUCUUUCAGAUGGCCAGGUCACAGCAGAGAGACGCCGCCACUUAGCCCCUCCUGUCACUGAAGAACGUAACCCUCCCUCCCCAAAAUUAACAUUUAAAAAAAGAUUUAAAAAAUUCUGUUAUUGUAUUAAAAGCCCUUAAACUAAAUAUUAUUAAUAACAAUACCAUUUGUGAAUUUCAUGGUUAUGAAAUUAAGCAACUAGGAUAAAACCAGCAGGCUUAUCAGAGUAACAAGAGGGGAAAACUUUUCAAAAACAGACGAAAUCCACCCAAGGGUAUUCUGUUUUUCUUUUUUUGUUUCACUUAGGUCCUGCAUUGGAAGAUGGACUGUGCUUAUAUUAUAUUUUUUACAACUGGAAAUAGAAAUGCCAUCCAUUUGCACUGUUCAGACAUAUAUAUGUAUGUAUGUAAAAAAGAAAAAAAAA
Messenger RNA from Pelodiscus sinensis (Chinese soft-shelled turtle), 2058 nucleotides. The record is from RefSeq and is a predicted model, not a curated record. NCBI's taxonomy places the organism in Eukaryota, Metazoa, Chordata, Testudines, Trionychidae.